Molecule: messenger RNA, 2125 nt
Organism: Megachile rotundata (alfalfa leafcutting bee)
Lineage: Eukaryota; Metazoa; Arthropoda; Insecta; Hymenoptera; Megachilidae
Product: SECIS-binding protein 2
Cellular component (GO): ribonucleoprotein complex; mitochondrion
Molecular function (GO): ribonucleoprotein complex binding; selenocysteine insertion sequence binding; mRNA 3'-UTR binding
Source: RefSeq, a predicted model, not a curated record
UUUAGAACUACCAACAGAACUUGAAUUAUUUCGAUACCCAGAUUUGGGUCAACAGUGCUGGCAACCUGUGGUAUAGUUUCUUGUUCCCUGAAAUUUUCAAAUUUUACUCAAAGUCUACAGCUUAUAAUCUUCUAUAACAAAACGCGAGUACAAUAUAUAAAGAAUUUAUUGCUGGCAUGUGUAAAUUUGCAAACUAGUGAAUUCAACAAUCUGCAUUCUAGGACCUUUUGUUUGUCAACUUGUUUGUGGGCACAACAUGAUAGUGUUUUGUUUAUGUACUGCAGUAAACGUAUGUUCUGCGUAGUUGAUAGUGAAGGGUGUUCUUUAACAAUUAUGACAGUAUUUCUGAUAUAUAUAGCAACGUCAUUGAACUCUUAAGACUUGAUGAAUACUCGGCGAGACGUCUCGUAACUGUAUAUCGAAUACGGCGAUAUGCGGAGAUCACAUAUCGAUAAUAUGACAUGGUCAUUUCUUAUAAGCGAAAAUGGCAGUUCUAGUAGUCAGUGGCCAGAACUUGAUCAAAAAAAUCAAGCCAAGCAUUCUGUACGUAAGAAGGACUUGAGUCUUAGAGAAAGUGAUAGAAUAAUAAAUUUGGAUGAGCUUGAGUAUCCAGAACUUGGUGAGGCUAGUACUAGGAGCAGAAAUUCAAUUGUACCCAAAAAGUAUUGCUUGUCGAAUCCUUAUAUCAAAAUUAUAGUACCUAUGGAAUCGAACGCGGAACCGAAACAGUCCAAGACUGUAAAACGUUAUAGAAGAACGGACAAGAUUUGUAUUAAUUUGCAGGAAGCUUUACAGAAUACUAGGUGUGUGAACAAGAUAUGCAAUAAAGAUCUGCCUAGAUUGAAGAUUAACUUGUACAAGGGAAACCUUGGUAUAAUAUCACCGGGUAUAACAGACCGAAACAAAGAUUCUGAUCUUAGGAAAGUUAGAGUUUGUAUCCUGAAGGAUAAAAAGCCAUCAAAGUUGAAGAAAAUCAUUUUACUCAAUCGCAAUAUCAAAGCCCAAAUUAAUAUACAGAAAAGAGAAGAUUUUGAACGUGCUAAGAUGGAGGCUGUGUGCAAGGAUGUAGAUACACUUAAUUUUAAUUCUUUAAAAAUCACGACAGAUCCGGAUACAGAUCCAAAUUAUGUUAGAAGAAUGUGCACGAUGACACUGUAUGAUAAGGAUUACAGAGACAAGAACACGAAUGAUGUUUUUGAAAGCUGCAUCUACUAUAGGCCAGAUAUAAUCGAACAAAUAAAUAAUCUUCACAUUCAAGGCAGACAGUUGCCGAACAGAUUGCUAGGGAAUACAGACAGACAGGAUCUCCCUCGGUUUGACACGAAUGUAAUUGAAAAUGAUAUUGUCCCACAAACUCUUUCCUUCGAAUUAAACGAUGACAUUAAAGAAGAAAUCAAACAAGAAAAUGUUAGCGUAAAAGUAGAAGAUACGAACUUAAUAAAAUAUUCUCGCAGUUUUAGAGAAUAUUGUACAAAUAUGCUGAUAAAAAGCCUAAACGAAAGUCUCGAACAAUUUUUGAGGGAAAUCUGUAGAUUUCAGAAGAGAUUUCACGAAAAAUACCCGAACAAGUCCAAGUACAAACGUCGCUAUUACGCUGGUUUAAAGGAAGUUCGCAAACAGAUCGACUUAAACAAGAUUAAAUUCGUGAUUAUUGCCCCUGAUCUCGAGAAAGUUGACCUUAAGGGCGGACUGGACGAUCAAAUUGAUAAAUUGCUCGAUGCGUGUAGAAAGCAGAACGUAGUUUAUUGUUUCGGAUUAAGGAGGCGAAAAUUGGGAUAUUAUAUUCACGGGAGAGGACUAGUAGGAUGUAUUGGUAUUGCAAAUUAUUUUGGAACCGAGGUGCUCUUUAAAAACGUUUUGCUGGAAUUGGUGCAAGCGCGUAACGCAUUCAAACAAUUGAGUGGCACGCCGGAAACCACUAUCGAUAUAUCGAAAGUGCUUCCGGAAGAUUACUUGCCCUUUGAGAGCGUUAACGCGCUUUUAAAAGCUUUAUCUCCUCUCAGCCCCUACAGCUGACCGGAAGUGAUAAAAAAUGCAAUUAUUUGCACUAUUUGGUAGAUAAAACUGGCAAUUAUUACAAUAUUAGUGGCAAUGUAGAUUUUUUAUGUUUUAUAUCUGUUGAAGU